Elgaria multicarinata webbii is the source of this 476-nucleotide messenger RNA. RefSeq names its product cyclin-dependent kinase 20-like. Gene Ontology annotation, biological process: protein phosphorylation. The coding region runs from base 6 to 476 and encodes 156 amino acids. The transcript has 2 exons. Gene Ontology annotation, molecular function: ATP binding; protein serine/threonine kinase activity. Gene Ontology annotation, cellular component: nucleus. Lineage: Eukaryota; Metazoa; Chordata; Lepidosauria; Squamata; Anguidae. The record is from RefSeq and is a predicted model, not a curated record.
CCACUAUGGACCAAUAUAGCAUCCUGGGCCGUAUUGGAGAAGGGGCCCAUGGCAUUGUUUUCAAAGCCAAGAACGUAGAAACUGGUGAGACAGUGGCCCUGAAGAAGGUGGCUCUCCGUAAGCUGGAGGAUGGGAUCCCCAACCAAGCCCUUCGGGAGAUCAAAGCCCUGCAAGAGAUUGAGGAAAAUCAGCAUGUGGUGAAGCUGAAGGACGUCUUCCCCCACGGCACGGGCUUUGUGCUGGUGUUCGAGUGUGAUCCUAUGCAUGUUUACUUGGACGUCCCAGGAAACAACAACAACAAAAUUUUCCACCAAAAGCCAGCCUCUGAAAUGGAGAAAGCUGUGGAAUUAAGUGAAAGCUUAAUUCAGUUCUUACUGAAAAGAGAUUUCUGGGAUCAGAAUGUACUCAGAGGCACCCUUGAGGAUGUGUUCCCAGAAGUGCAGGAGUGCGUCCCCCAGCCCAUCGCCUCGCAUUGA